GCAGGCGAUAGUGGAGACUGAAUUCUGAAAGCAUAAAGGAAUUCUGGCAUCUCGACGCGGCAACAAUGUAAAAUUCAAGUUUGUAUACAUGGGAAGCUAACUGUCAGAAGAAAAAUUCCUGUUAGUCGCGUGGCAACGGAUACGUGGUGUGGAUUUCAUAGUUGCUCUUUCAAAGCCGCAAGAUGGCCCAACUGAUUGGAGGGAUAGAAGGAGGAUCGACCAACUCUCACGUAGUUAUAAUGGAUACCAAAGGGAAUAUCAUUGGUGCCGCCAGAGGUCCAGGAAGCAAUCACUUUCAGCUGGGUAUAGCGGCGUGUUGCACGAGAAUAGUUGAACUGACAGAUUUGGCGAAGAAAGAUGCUGGAUUGGGAACAGAUACAUGUUUAAAAGCAUUGGGCCUCGGUCUGAGCGGCUGUGAAACGGAAGAGUCCAAAAAACAAAUCCACGAUCAAUUGAAGAACGACUAUCCUAGGCUAGCUGACAAUAUUGUCAUUGGCAGCGAUGCAGAUGGUUCGGUAGCAACUACUUCGAAUGAAGGUGCAGCAGUCUGCAUAAGUGGAACUGGAUCCAAUACUCUAGUUAUCAAUCCGGACGGCAGUCGAGCACAAUGCGGUGGUUGGGGCCACAUGCUGGGGGAUGAAGGAAGUGCCUACAAUAUCGCUUAUCUUGCGAUAAAGUAUUGCUUCGAUGACAAAGAUGACUUCGAAAAAGCACCGUUCCCAAUAGACAGAGUGUGGGAUCUAAUUCAGCAGCACUUCGAAAUAGAAACCCAACCCGAUCUUCUCUCCCAUUUCUACAGCACCUUCGAUAAGGCAGCCAUCGCUUCCCUCUGCAAAAAACUGGCAGUUCUAGCCAAAACUGGAGACAGACUUGCACAGGCAAUUUUCCAUCAAGCAGGUACAAGCCUCGCCAAAGGUAUAGCAGCGGUUUACAAAAAGGCAGCACCUGAAUUGACAGAAAGACAGGGCGGUCUGCACGUCCUAUGCGUUGGAUCUGUGUGGAACAGCUGGGACCUUCUCUUGCCAGGAUUCGUCUCUUACGUUAAAGAAAAGUCAUCAAUCUCGAAGCUAUCUUUGAUGAGGUUGACAGUCGAUCCUGGGGUUGGUGCUGCAUACAUGGCUGCUGAUAAACUUGGACUGCAUAUAGAAAGAGACUACUCCAAAAACUAUGAUGUAUUUUAUAGUUAUUGCAGAGUAUGACAAAGCUAACGGUGGUCAUGUAUUUUUAUGUAAAACACUUGGAACUUAUCUUGUGGUUUUUAUGUAGAUGAUCCGCCAAUGUUUGUCUGGUUAAUGGACCACCUAUAAAUUCUUCUUUAAUGUAGUAGACGUUUUCAUUACAUAUGUUGCUUCAGUGGUCGGACAAACAUGAGGUCUUAUAUACUUUUAUACAUAUAUGUGUUUUACAAUUUUUAUUUUAUAUAUAACUUAACUACGUUUACAGAACUAUUUUUAUACAACGCUUAUAAACCCAAAAAGGGCGCAAUGUUGUUCUUAAAUUUGUUUUAUUAUGGCUCCCACAGCUUUUAGCGGAUUAAACAUUUUUAUAAAACAUACUAUGCAACAACUAUAACUACAACAACUAUUUUUUCUUAUUCUACUUUGUAUCGUAAUAAAGUGAUUCAAGUGAACGAUCUUAUAUCAUGAAAUAAACAUUAAAGUAAUUAGUUAAGACAUCGCAAAAACGUGAUGAUAAAAAUAGCCGUCGUAAAGUGCAGUGAAACAACACAAAAUAUGGCUUUCAUGUUAUUUAGUUUUGCUUUAUCAGAUAUUUAUAGAAUAUUUAAUUUGUGUGUAUAUCUCAGUUAAACAGAGAUGUAUUGCAGGAAAAAAGGGUUAGUAUAAAAGAGUCCACGGGUGUAUACAGGGUGCUAGAAAAUCAAUGCAUUAGCAUUGCUAUCUUGUUAACCGCUUUCCUGUAGGUGAAAUAAAUUCGUUUUUCCAUCCUUGACCAUCCCAAUACUAUAUGUUAUAAAUUGUCCUUUGGUGAAUAAAAGUUAUCAGUAUUACUU
Messenger RNA from Acanthoscelides obtectus, 2011 nucleotides. NCBI's taxonomy places the organism in Eukaryota, Metazoa, Arthropoda, Insecta, Coleoptera, Chrysomelidae. The record is from the annotation of a GenBank genome assembly.